Molecule: messenger RNA, 1917 nt
Organism: Nylanderia fulva
Lineage: Eukaryota; Metazoa; Arthropoda; Insecta; Hymenoptera; Formicidae
Source: RefSeq, a predicted model, not a curated record
UAUAAAAAUAUCUUGCUGAGAUAUAUGAAAAUUUAUCAAUAAUUUUUUAACGUAAUUAUGCCUGAAUCGAUACACUGUAACGCAAUUUUAUAUAUAUAUAUAUAAUAUAAAAUUGUUUUUAAGGACAUAUUUAUGUAUUAUAAAUACUCUUUGUACAAAACUGUAAUAUGUAUCAUUCGGGAGAAGAACUUACUUGACAGAAAACUUUUUGCAUUAUCGUUAUUCCGUACCGCGUCACGCUUUGAAGAAUUAAGUGGAGAACUUUUAAACAAUCAGGCGUAUGAUUGACAUGUACCAAUGUCCUUGUCUCUUGAUAGUUGGGGCUUAAAUCAUUAAUAAAUUAAGUCGGUUGCAGUGGGAGGCGGCAGCCCUCCAGCCGCUCAAAUACUCAUUUCCUGCGUCAGACAGCACAACUCUUCGGUCCGCUGUAAAGUGUAGAAUGUUAAAGUUGGCUCUAUCCGGAAAAAUCGAAAAGGUAUCAUCGUCGAAGGGAUCAUCGUCGUAGAGAUUGAAAUUUCCGACAGAUCUCUGUCAGAGUGAUGGAUAGCAGCGGCGACGGUAGUAAUAAACUCACGCUCGACGCUGUGCGCGAGUUAAUUAUCGAAAAUGAGCCCGACGUGGAGAUUCAUGAUUUGGACGAAGAACCAGGAUCGGGAAGAGGAGACAAUUAUACUUCGAUGUUGUACCGGGUCCGGGCGAAGGGGCGUAAACUGUUGAAAAAAGAAGAAUGGAUUAAUUACGAGUGCGCUAUCAUUUAUAAGAUUCUGCCGGAAUCUAAGAUACGUCGCGAAGCAUUCAAAAGCGAAAUGCUAUUCAGAAAUGAGGUCGUGUUCUACAAGCAUGUGUGGCCUGCAUUGAACAGACUUCAAUCGAACGAUAGAAGGGUGUUCAGCGGGGUACCCAAAAUAUAUGCCGCUAGAGCCAAUCUUAUUGCUAUGGAGGAUCUGAGAGUGAGAGGCUUUAAAAUGGCAGAUAGACGGAAAGGGCUAGAGAUGGAAAACUUGAGACACGUGUUGAAAGCUCUAGCGGGCUUUCACGCACUUAGCUUAACGCUAAAGGAAUCUAGGCCGGAGGAGUUCACGAAAUUAACAAAUCCGGAACACGAUCAAAGUAUACGAGAAACAUUAUUUCGACGAGACAAUGAAGAUUGGUAUCGACAAUAUUAUCGCGUUGCCGUGAAUAACGCUAUCAGAAUGGUAUCCGAAGCGCUACCUUUGCACAUGGAUCACAGGAGAGAGGAAAUAAUGACAAAGCUGCAAGCUUUCCUAAACGAAAACGUAUUUUUUCGCACUAUGAGCGAGCUUGUCUCUGCGCAAGGACCUCUCUCCGUAUUUUGUCACGGCGAUUGCUGGACCAACAAUAUCCUCCUUCGGGAUGAACCAAGUUCGGAUACAGAGGCCGUUUAUCUUGUCGAUUUUCAACUGACGCGGGUUGGCUCCCUCGCUCUUGAUCUUGCGAACUUGCUAUACUGCUGCACAAGUGGUGUUGUUAGGCGGGCUUACAUGACACAGCUUCUCCAGCAUUAUCAUUCCCAUCUGAUGUCUUCCUUGCGUGUCCUCAAUCCGAAACAACCACCGAAAGAUUCAUCUGUCGUAUGGGAAUUACUGAACGAAGAGAUGCGAAGAUGCGGACGAUUCGGAUUGGGAUUGGCACUGGAUAUACUGCCAAUUAGUACAUGCGCGAGUCACGAAGCACCGAAUUUGUACGAGACGAGUAGCGCGGAAACUAGUAGCGAGGAGAAACAUGUUACGGUAGAAGCACCACCACCUGGAGGUGCCGAGUGUGCGCGACUCAUGACUGACUUAGUGUUGGAAUUAAUAGACAAUAAUGCUUUGUAGAUCAAAAUAUAUAUCGCAUUAUCCCUGGUAAUAGUGUAUAUAGAAUAAUAUGUUUAAUACAUAUUAUACAUAUAUCUUA